This is a messenger RNA of Saccharomycopsis crataegensis, 2613 nucleotides long. Its product is annotated as Phm7 protein. Gene Ontology annotation, molecular function: calcium-activated cation channel activity. The record is from RefSeq and is a predicted model, not a curated record. The transcript has a single exon. The coding region runs from base 1 to 2613 and encodes 870 amino acids. Lineage: Eukaryota; Fungi; Ascomycota; Saccharomycetes; Ascoideales; Saccharomycopsidaceae. Gene Ontology annotation, cellular component: plasma membrane.
AUGGCUAACAGUACCCAGCAAACGGGGUCUUCAACCUCGGCGUUCGUGUCGACAUUGAUUCCUAACCUCAUCAUCUUUGCUGUCUUUGUCUCCCUCUUUAUUGCGCUUAAAAACAAGCAAACAAGAGUUUACACUCCUCGUACCACCGUCCCUACCGUUCCUAAAGAAUGUCAACCUGACCCUUCUCCAAGCGGUGCUUUCGCAUGGGUCAACCACUUGCUCAACAAGUCCCAAUCGUGGAUGAUCCAACAAGCAGGGAUUGAUGGCUAUUUUUUCCUCCGUUUCCUCUUCUUCUUUGCUACCGUGUGCUUCUUUGGCGCUUGCUUGAUUUUGCCAAUUCUUUUGCCAGUCAACGCCACCAAUGGUAAACCAGACUCUAAAGGGUUCGAUAUCAUCUCAUUUUCCAACGUUGAAAACAAAAACCGUUUCUACGCUCACGUUUUCUGUUCUUGGAUCUUCUUUGGGUUGAUUGUUUAUGGUAUCUACCGUGAAUUGUACUACUACAUUUCUUUUAGACACGCUUAUCAAACCAGUCCUUACAUUGACUCUUUGACUUCUACCAGAACUUUGUUGCUCACUUCUCUUCCAAAAGACCUUGACGACAAUGAAACCGAAAUCAAGGCUUUAUUCCCAGCCGCCACCAGCGUCACGUUUGCCAGAGAUUACAAGGAUUUGACCAAAGAUGUUAAAGAAAGAACCAAAUUGUCCAACAAGUACGAAGCCGCCCUUAACAAGGUGAUCAACAAAUCCGUUGGUAUCAACAUGAAGUUGAUCAAGAAAAACAAGGAGUUGCCAGAAAAGACUAACGAAGUCGAAUCUUACAUCCCAGAAAAGAAACAACCACACCACAAGUUGAAGCCAUUCAUUGGGGAAAAAGUCAACACCAUCGAAUACGCCGCCGAAAAAUUGCCGGAACUCAAUGAAAAAAUUAAGACCCAACAAGAUGAAUACCUCCACGCUAAGUCCAUUGGCUCAGUUUUCUUGGAAUUCCCAAGUCAAUUAGAAUUACAACGCGCUUUGCAAGCUGUUGAAUAUUACAAGCCUUUCAGAAAGAGUGGUACCCAAGCCGUCAGCAAUGCUACUCCUGAUGACAUUAUCUGGGAUAACUUGGGUAACUCGUAUUACGUCCGUUUGGGUAAGAAAGCUAUUGCCGUUACCGUUCUUACUCUUAUGAUCAUCUUCUGGGCCAUUCCUGUUGCCGUGGUUGGUUGUAUUUCUAACAUCAAUUACCUUACUGAAAAAGUCCAUUUCUUGCGUUUCAUUAACAACAUGCCUCAUGUUCUUAUGGGUAUCAUCACCGGUCUUUUGCCAGUCGUUGCUUUGGCUAUCCUUAUGUCCCUUAUCCCACCAUUCAUCAAGGCUAUGGGUAAGGUUUCUGGUCUCGUUACUUACCAACAAAUCGAUUUGUGGUGUCAAGAUUGGUACUAUGCUUUCCAAGUUAUUCAAGUGUUUUUGGUCACCACCUGUGCUUCUGCCGCCACUUCUGUCGUCCCAGCAAUCAUUAACGACCCAAGUUCUGCCAUGUUUUUGCUUGCCCAAAACUUGCCAAAGGCCUCUAACUUUUACAUUUGUUUUAUCCUUCUUCAAGGGUUGGCCAUUCCAAGUGGUGCGCUCUUGCAAAUUGUCACCUUGAUUUUGUCCAAGAUCCUUGGUAGAGUCCUCGAUAACACCCCACGUAAGAAGUGGAGCCGUUUCAACAGUUUGUCUCAACCUUCUUUGGGGGUCCUUUACCCAGUGUAUUCUUUGAUUGGGGUUAUUACUGUUUGUUAUGCCAUUAUCUCUCCAAUCAUUAUUGCUUUUGCUGUGGUGGCCUUUGCUCUCGUUUAUUUCGCUUACCUUUACAACUUGGUCUACGUCAUGGGUCACGCUAUGGACUCUCGUGGCCGUAACUUCCCAAAAGCCAUGUUCCAAAUCUUUGUCGCCCUUUACUUGGCAGAAAUUUGUCUUGUUGGGUUGUUCGUCAUGGCUAAAGCUUGGGGUCCAAUGGCUCUUGAAAUUGUCAUGCUUGUUGCUACCAUGGCUGCUCAUUUGUACCUUAAAUGGAGAUUCAUUCCUCUUUACGAUGUCGUUCCAAUCAGUGCGGUUUAUGACGCUGCUGGUAGUGAAAACUACCACUACCCAAUUGACGACCAAGGUAAGAAAGAAAUUGCCGCCACUGGUAAGUCAUUCUGGGAUGGUACUACCAGUCCUGCUGAUGCUGAAACCGUGGCCUCUUCUGGUAAAGCUGAUGCUAGUGUCCACAAGCCUCAACCAACCUUUGUUGGUGGUGAAGACAAUGGUGAAUCUGGGCAUUCUGUCUCGAUGGCUGCGUUGUCUCAUUUCUUUAAACCAGCUGAAAACUUGAACUUCCAAAAAACCAGAUCUCACAUGCCAGCUUUCCUCAAUGAAACCGUUGAAUAUACUCCAGAACAAGUGGUUCCUUACUUGCACCCAUCGGUUGUUUCUGAAGAACCAAAUUUCUGGAUUGGUAGAGAUGAAUUGGGGUUGAGUGCCACUUUGAUUGGUAAGAGUAAUGGUUUGCUUGUCAGUGAUGAAAACACCGAGUUCAAUGAAAAGGGUAAACCAGAAUACACUGGUCCUCCACCAGGAUACGAAGAAGCUGUUAAGGCUUAA